Messenger RNA from Diospyros lotus (date-plum), 1821 nucleotides. RefSeq lists its product as uncharacterized. Gene Ontology annotation, molecular function: 2-(3-amino-3-carboxypropyl)histidine synthase activity. Bases 62 to 1441 code for a protein of 459 amino acids. The record is from RefSeq and is a predicted model, not a curated record. The transcript has a single exon. Gene Ontology annotation, biological process: protein histidyl modification to diphthamide. NCBI's taxonomy places the organism in Eukaryota, Viridiplantae, Streptophyta, Magnoliopsida, Ericales, Ebenaceae.
CCUUAUUGGUUCUAAGAACACAAAAAGAAAAACAGAUCGGAGUAACCAUUCGUUGAAGACCAUGGAGGCGGAGAAGAAGGAAUCGGAGGAGGUUGCCGUAGAACGGCGGCGGCCGCUGCCGAAACGCUUCAUAAAGAACCAAAUCCCGGAGUCCAUCACGGCCAACGCCGCCCUGAACGACGCCAUCGCCCUCCUGCCGCCGAACUACAACUUCGAGGUGCACAAGUGCGUGUGGCGCGUUCUCUCCACCGGAACCAAGCGCGUGGCCCUCCAGUUCCCGGAGGGCCUCCUCAUGUACUCCCUCGUCCUCUCCGAUAUCCUCACCGCCUUCGCCGGCGCCGACGCAUGCUUCCUCCUCGGCGACGUCACCUACGGCGCCUGCUGCGUCGAUGACCUCUCGGCGGCCGCCCUCUCCGCAGACCUUCUUAUACAUUUCGGCCACAGCUGCCUCGUUCCCGUGGACACCACCGCCAUUCCUUGCCUCUACAUUUUCGUCGAUAUCAAGAUCGACGUUCGCCGCCUCGUUGAUACGGUUAAGCUAAAUCUGAACUCUCUCUCCACCAAAGAGAUCGUUCUCGCCGGUACCAUCCAGUUCGCGGCCGCAAUUCGGGCUGCAAAGCCUGAGCUUGAGAAACUAGGGUUUAGGGUUUUGGUGCCGCAAUCGAAACCCUUAUCGGCUGGGGAAGUUCUCGGUUGCACCGCGCCAACGAUUCCGAGAUCCGGGUUUACGGAUGAGGAAGUUGUAGUUGUCUUUGUGGCGGAUGGGAGGUUCCAUUUAGAGGCGUUCAUGAUUGCGAACCCCAGAAUUAGGGCUUUUAGGUAUGAUCCGUAUGUGGGGCGUUUGUUUCUGGAGGAGUAUGAUCAUAGGGGUAUGAAGGAAUCAAGGCGGAACGCGAUUGAGAAGGCCAGGGAGGCAAAUAAUUGGGGAAUUGUGCUAGGGACUUUGGGGAGGCAAGGGAAUCCAAGGAUUCUUGAUAGGUUGGAGAAGAAGAUGAGGCAGAAGGGUUUGUCUUGGACUGUUGUGUUGAUGUCAGAGUUAUCUCCUGCGAGGAUUUCACUGUUUGGGGACUCUGUGGAUGCCUGGAUUCAGAUUGCUUGUCCAAGGUUGUCUAUUGAUUGGGGUGACGCCUUUGCAAAGCCCCUUUUGACUCCGUUUGAGGCAGAGAUUGCUCUUGGCGAUUUACCUGGUUGGUGGGAGAGAAAGCAAGCAAGGAAAGAUUUCAAUACUAACUGUAAAGAUGGUUUGGAUUGUGCAAGGAAUGAAUCAUGUUGUGGAUGUAGCAAUGCAGAUUUGAAACAUGAUGAAGAGGUUGAUAUGGACUAUCCAAUGGACUAUUAUGCUCAGGAUGGCGGGGAAUGGAAUUCUAGUUACUCGAAGAAACAGUCUCGUCCUGUGCGGAGAAAUCAUGUAACUUCCAUUAGUAGCAGUGCCAGUGGCUAAAGGAGAACAGAAUUGUCUGCACUCUGCUGAAGAUUGAGCCUCUACUGGUGAGAUUUUUUGGCUAGGUAACUUGUUGAGCCUCUACUUAUGAGGUUUUUGGUCUCUACUGACGGUUUUAUCAUCAUUUAUGUUCUAGUGAUUGUAGUGUAGGGCAUACAUAGAAGCUGCUUGUGCAUUUUUUACUUUUCUCCCCCCCCUCUUAUGUUCUAGUGAUUGUAGUAUAGGACAUACAUAGAAGCUGCUUGUGCAUUUUUUACUUUUCUUCACCCCCCCCCCCCCCCCCCCCCCCGGGCCGCGGCAGGGCGUAUUUUUUAUUUGUACUUGACUACACAAUGGCCAUUUAGUUAGUAUUAAACAUCAAGGCAUCCUUCUUUUGGGAA